AUGGAAGAAUAUGGAAUGGAGAAUAUGGGAGAAGCAUGGAAGCUGUGGAAACCCGGUGUGGCGAAGCUGCUCAACUUGUGGCCAGAUGGGGGCCAAUGGAGCGUGGAGGGAGUGUGGACAGCUGUGCUCAACAUGGUUGGACAAUGGAGGAAUAUGGGACCCGGUGUGCUGGUCGUCUACAUGGCUCGUCUACAUGGCUGGUGGCUCGUCUACAUGCUUGGUGGCUCUUGUUGGAUGAUCUUCAAAAAUAGUAAGUUUAACAAAAAAUCUAAAAAAAACAAAAAUGCGAGCCAAAAAUGCGAAUGCGCGCUUUCCUCCCCUUCCCUCUAUUCGUUUUCGCGUUUUCAUUUGUUUUGUCUUUUUUGUCUGUUUUUUGAGAAAAGAUUAGAAUGGGCGGAAUGCAGUGGUGAAUGGAUGGAUGGAUCAACAGCAGAAACAAUGGAUGGAUGGACAGCAAAAACAAAUGGAUGGACCAGCAAUAAUGAGAGAUGUAUCAGCUAUGGGUGCUGA
This is a messenger RNA of Meloidogyne enterolobii, 510 nucleotides long. The record is from the annotation of a GenBank genome assembly. NCBI's taxonomy places the organism in Eukaryota, Metazoa, Nematoda, Chromadorea, Rhabditida, Meloidogynidae.